Messenger RNA from Fulmarus glacialis (Northern fulmar), 563 nucleotides. Its product is annotated as pancreatic alpha-amylase-like. Gene Ontology annotation, molecular function: cation binding; alpha-amylase activity. Gene Ontology annotation, biological process: carbohydrate metabolic process. NCBI's taxonomy places the organism in Eukaryota, Metazoa, Chordata, Aves, Procellariiformes, Procellariidae. The annotation marks the transcript as partial. The transcript has 3 exons. The record is from RefSeq and is a predicted model, not a curated record.
AGGAACAUAAAUAGGCAAUAAGAAGAGCGCAACUGAUCGCAGAGCACAGGAUGGGUAUCUAUUUUCUUCUAUUAAUUGUAGGGGUUUGCUGGGCACAGUACAACCCUAAUACUCUCUCUGGGAGGACAUCUAUUGUACAUCUCUUUGAAUGGCGCUGGGCGGAUAUUGCUCUUGAGUGUGAACGCUGUUUAGCUCCUAAUGGAUUUGGAGGAGUUCAGAUUUCACCUCCAAAUGAAAAUGUUAUCAUUACUGACUCCUGGCAACCAUGGUGGGAAAGAUACCAGCCUGUCAGCUACAAGCUGUGCACACGAUCUGGAAAUGAAACUGAAUUUAGAGACAUGGUGACCAGGUGCAACAAUGUUGGAGUACAUAUUUAUGUGGAUGCAGUAAUCAACCAUAUGUGCGGAGCUAAUGCUGGUGCUGGCAAGCAUGCUACUUGUGGAAGCUAUUUCAAUGCAAAGACUAAAGAUUUUCCAGCUGUGCCAUAUUCUGGCUGGGACUUUAAUGAUGGCAAAUGUAAAUCUAGUAGUGGAGACAUUGAGAAUUACCAUGAUAUAUCUCAG